AUGAAAGGUGUUUCAGCCCUUUGUAUUUAUAAUGAGCUUUAUCAGAAAAGCAAGCUGAGUUCACGAGCUGUCUCAUGUUACUUCAAGCCUAAAGGCGCUACCAACUGCGAAAAGAAAAUUACGUGUCUUCGUUCUAAACUAGCUGAGUACAGCUACAACAAAAGUACAAAGCACAGCUUCCAUUAUUUAAACGCAACAAGAAUUUCCGAUGAAUUCCCUGUGCAAAAUUUCGACGAGUGUUGCUUUAAAUGUGUACAGGACUCGACUUGCCUCUCUGUGAAUGUGGCAAGUUCUUUUGACAAAAGCAAACUGUUUUGGUGCGAGAUGAUGGCGUCUGAUAAAUAUGUCAGUUCGAAAAGCUUUCAAGAAAACUCAACUUCGCAUCACUUUUCCAUCAUGACACCAUGUCUUGCAGAACCGUGUAAAAAUGGGGGGAUGUGCAAGCCGAACUAUGGCGAUGGAAACUACGAAUGUCAAUGUCUAAUAGGUUCCAAGGGAAAGAACUGUCAUGAAGACGUCUGCAGCCUGACAGACGGGUGGAAAAAGUUCAACCUGUCGUGCUAUAAGUUUUUUAACGUCAAAACAAAGUGGGACAAAGCGAAGCAGCAUUGUUCGGAUUUGGGUUCCAUAUUGGUUACAAUUCAUUCUCUUGAAGAGAAUCAGUUUGUCGCCUCUUUAGCUCCUACUAAUACGACCAUUUGGAUUGGAGCCAGUGACACUGUCCUGGAGGGAACCUGGGUCUGGCUGGACGGUGAAAACUGGGGCGGAUAUGCAAACUGGGGUGGAAGUAAUCCCAAUAAUAGCAGAGGUAAAGAAAACUGUGCGUUGACCGUAAAUGGCAAGUGGAAUGAUGUAGACUGCAAUUUGUCACGUACCUACGUCUGUAAGACGAAGAACUGAAAAAUUAGAGCACUUGUCAACAGCUACCCAUGUCAGCGCUAUAAUUCGGACCCACCCAUCAGGAUCAGCAAUUAAUCAGGUACAGCAUUUAACUCAGUCUGGAACGCUUUUAGAUUGAGAGCCGCAAGAACCAAACCCAAAUUCAUGCGAAAUGGCUGCAAAAAAAUCGGAAUAUUACUGGGAAAUUAGGUAAAAACAAGUGUUUGAAUCGCGGGAAGUGCAAGUGAACAAGUGGUGGUUGAUUUUACUUUUCAUCUGAUUGGGUGAGGAGGUGGCACGUAACGAACAUCCUGGACCAAUCAGAGAGCUUGAAUUAUGCGAACUAGAAGGCUGGUCUGCUGGUUGGUUUAAUGUGCUGGAUCUCUGAACAGUGACCUCAGUUUCAAGUAGCCCUGGUGAUUUUCACUUGUUACCUGUGCUGAGAAAAACAUUAGGUCGU
Messenger RNA from Pocillopora verrucosa, 1339 nucleotides. NCBI's taxonomy places the organism in Eukaryota, Metazoa, Cnidaria, Anthozoa, Scleractinia, Pocilloporidae. The record is from RefSeq and is a predicted model, not a curated record.